CAGCUGGCGAGUAAAAUCGGGGUUCCUCUGAAGGUGCUGUUUUCUCAGACAGUCGCUGCCUGUAGCUGAGAAAGGGGCGGGAUCCUUUUCGAGUAUUGUGUGUUCGAGUUGUGAUUUGCUGAAUUCAUAGACUUUUCCCCUCAAAACCCCAGCUCGCUCUCUCUCUCUCUCUCUCUCUCCUAUUUUUUUUUCCCCUUCCCUCUGAGAGAGAGAGAGAGAGAAAGGGAGAGGGAGAGAAGUUGACUUUGCGGCUGCAUCUCAGCGCGCAGUCAGCGUUAGUCCGGUCCCUAGAGCCUUGCCUGACACCAUGAGCUCGGAAGCCGAUGACCCCAAGGAAGUGGCCACAGAUGUCUUCAACUCCAAAAGUCUGGCCAUUCAGGCCCAGAAGAAGAUCCUUGGAAAAAUGGUGUCCAAAUCAAUAGCAACUACUUUGAUUGAUGAUACAAGCAGUGAUGUUUUAGAUGAGCUCUACAGAGUUACAAAGGAAUAUACACAAAAUAAAAAAGAAGCAGAGAAGAUCAUCAAAAACCUCAUUAAAAUAGUCCUCAAAUUGGCAAUUCUCUACAGGAACAACCAGUUUAAUCAGGAUGAACUAGCCCUGAUGGAGAAAUUCAAGAAGAAGGUUCAUCAGCUGGCUAAGACCGUGGUCAGUUUCCAUCAGGUGGAUUAUACCUUUGACAGGAACUUUUUGUCCAAACUGUUAAAUGAAUGUAGAGAGCUGCUUCAUGAAAUCAUUCAGCGUCAUCUAACUGCGAAGUCACACGGACGCGUCAACAAUGUGUUUGAUCACUUCUCUGAUUGUGAAUUCCUGGCUGCCUUGUACAAUCCCUUUGGACCUUAUAAAAUCCAUUUGCAGAAACUUUGUGAUGGGGUCAACAAAAUGCUAGAUGAGGGGAACAUAUAAGUACUUGUAUUAGAGGUGACUGCCUGUGAGUUAUUUGUAGAUGGAACACUGUUGAUUUAUGAAGGAAUAAGGGAGCAUGCAAAGAGGUUUUUUUACAUUAUGACAAAUCUUUCCUAAAUAUCUUUAUUAAUUGAUUUCUUACUAUGCGCUAUCUGUUGCUAUUCACAGUCCAUCUGGAAGAAAAACUGCACAUGACUUUUUUUACUGUGCUUUGCCUAUGGAACCAGCUUGAUAAAGACAAUCAAACAAAAUGGUUCAAGUAGAGUAAGAGUCUUGCAAGAUAGAUAUACAAACCAAAACAAUAUGCUGUCAGACAAUCCGCAUCUUUCACAGAUUAACAGAAUUAAUUCUAAACUAUCAGAAUCCAGUAAUGUUGGUAACAGGCUAUUGUGGUGAUGGUACACUCUGUAAUUUCUUUCAGUUACUUGUAAAAUAGACAUAUUUGAUUCAGUUAUAGUCUUUUAUGCUCUCUGCACAGAUAACCGCUUCCUAGUGUUGCCAUUAUGGAGCAUUGAGUUUUAAAUAAAAUCAGUGAUGUUGUCACAUAGAGUCUUAACAGCAGGCUUGUGCAUCUCCAGCUCAGAGGUGAAAACUUCCUGUCUGCAAGGCAGGAUCUCCCAAGUAGAGAUCCUUAUAGACCUGCACAGGUGCUUGCUUCCUUUGACUACAUGGGGAUUAUUUGAGGAAUAAGCUACAGGAAAAUAGCUGAACUGGGGAAGAGAAUUCCCAAGAAACUGCUUGUGGUACAGAAUUUUAACUCUGACUAUGAUAACAUAAAACACAGUGACUUCUCUGUGCAAUUCCUUAAGAUAUUUAGAUUUCUGCUAGUAGAAUCAUAGAAUCAGUCAUUGGGGUUGGAAGGGUGGCAAUUCUUUUCAAAAAGAUGUGAGUCAGUAUAUUCGAUACUCUAGUCUGAUGUGAAUUCACCAAAGUUGACAAAUAAAUUGCAAGCCAAUUUUCUUUGUGUACAAUCAAAGUAGAAACAGAAAUUAGUGUUAUCAUUGUGUUACAUACUAUUUAACUAAUGGAAAAAUGGAAUUUUAAAGAAUUUUUCUUCUUUUCUUACUUCCUACCUUUUAUCCUUUUUUUUCCUCAUCUUCUUUCUGCCUUGACAUUGGGGAUAAAAAAUGUGACUUUCUAGACACUGUAAUGUACUUAAAAGCAUGAAGUUAAUACAUUUCAAACAGCCAAAGACUUUUUGUUAGGAAGCAUAUAAAGAAUUUGCUGUUUAUUUAAUUGCCAGUGUUUUUGCUGUUUGCUGUGUCCUUUUGUUUUAAUGAGUAAACCAAAGAAUAUUUGCACUCCAAACU
Messenger RNA from Pseudopodoces humilis (Tibetan ground-tit), 2214 nucleotides. It is a transcript of the gene TNFAIP8, whose product is annotated as TNF alpha induced protein 8. Gene Ontology annotation, molecular function: cysteine-type endopeptidase inhibitor activity involved in apoptotic process. Lineage: Eukaryota; Metazoa; Chordata; Aves; Passeriformes; Paridae. The record is from RefSeq and is a predicted model, not a curated record. Gene Ontology annotation, biological process: regulation of apoptotic process. Gene Ontology annotation, cellular component: cytoplasm.